This is a messenger RNA of Melanotaenia boesemani (Boeseman's rainbowfish), 1057 nucleotides long. RefSeq names its product CWC15 spliceosome associated protein homolog (gene cwc15). Bases 85 to 798 code for a protein of 237 amino acids. The transcript is spliced from 7 exons. Gene Ontology annotation, molecular function: RNA binding. Gene Ontology annotation, cellular component: catalytic step 2 spliceosome. The record is from RefSeq and is a predicted model, not a curated record. NCBI's taxonomy places the organism in Eukaryota, Metazoa, Chordata, Actinopteri, Atheriniformes, Melanotaeniidae. Gene Ontology annotation, biological process: mRNA cis splicing, via spliceosome.
UUAUUUCAGGUUUGUUCCGGAAGUGACGUUUUUCAUCGUACUGAGCUUCCCUUUGUCGUUUGGAGGCAACUCCGGCCAUCAAGGAUGACUACAGCUGCAAGACCAACGUUUGAGCCAGCAAGAGGGGGGAGAGGGAAAGGAGAAGGUGAUUUGAGUGCUCUGUCCAAGCAGUAUUCCAGUAGAGAUCUUCCUGGUCACACGAAGAUCAAAUACAGGCAGCCUACCCAGGAUGCCCCUGAGGAGGUGCGUGCCCGUGACUUUCGCCGGGAGCUGGAGGAAAGGGAACGUGUAGCUGCACGUGAGAAAACCAGAGAGAGAGGACCAAGAGAACACACCACAUCAUCAUCAUCUUCAUCGUCAUCUUCAAAGAGGCCCAGACUGGAUCAGAUUCCAGCAGCAAAUCUCGAUGCUGACGACCCUCUCACAGAAGAUGAUGAGGAUGAGGACUCUGAGGAAGACAGUGAUGAUGACGACACUGCAGCUCUCCUGGCUGAACUUGAUAAAAUUAAGAAAGAGCGGGCUGAAGAACAAGAACGCAAAGAGAAAGAGCAAAAAGCGGAGGAGGAGAGAAUUCGAAUGGAAAAUAUCUUGAGUGGCAAUCCAUUGAUUAAUUUGGCUGGGCAACAGCAGCAGAGUCAGAGUCUGCCUACAUUCAGAGUCAAGAGAAGGUGGGAUGAUGAUGUUGUGUUCAAAAAUUGUGCAAAAGGAGUGGACGAGUCACGGAAGGAGAAACGUUUUGUCAACGACACACUGCGCUCUGAGUUCCACAAGAAAUUUAUGGAAAAAUAUGUUAAAUAGGACUUGCUCACUGUUUAUCAUUAUUAUUGCUUUUUUUUUUCUAAUGUGAUUUUGUCCCCUUACUUUGCCCCAAGAUUACUAGAUGUCAUUCAUACUAAUUCAAAUUCAUAAGAGCAGGUAAAUUGUUGUAUAUAAAUGAGUCAAUGAGUUACAGCUUUUGAGUCAAGUUAGUCAAAAGGUCAAUGCUAAUUUUUAAAAUAUGGUUCUGCAUUUUUCUCACUAGUUUGUUUUUGUCCAAUAAACAAUAACUUGGCUCACA